UCACUUUACACAACACGUGGUUUUCUAGAUGUUUAAAGCUCCACUAUAAACCCAUAGUAGAUUUAUGAACCAGGUUACAUUAAAUAUUCACCUGGGGAAGGAAGUCCAUUCAUUUUGAAAGGUGGUUGGGUAAUUUGUGUGGAGAGGGAGAGGGAGAAUAGCCCUUUUCGAUAGUGUCGGUCACUGAGGUUUGCUGGCGUGUGUAAACACACAGUAUCUGUUGGUGUCUGUUGUUGCUGUGUACCCGAGGAUGAACAGUGUAGGGGAGGGAUGCACGGAGCUCAAACGGGAAUACGAUCAGUGUUUUAACCGCUGGUUUGCAGAGAAGUUCCUCAAGGGAGAUCGGAGCGGCGACCCCUGCAUUGAAAUGUUCAAGAGCUACCAACAGUGCGUGCAGAAAGCCAUCAAAGACAAGGACAUCCCGAUUGAAGGGGUCGAGUUCAUGGGACCCAACAAGGAGAAACCUGGAAGUUGACUGUGACAUUUAAGCGACUCCCAGCAGAACAUUGCAGCAAGUCGGUCCUCCAGACCGACACCAGUGGGCAUCAGCUUGAUUUCUGGGGUUAAAAAAAAAUGUAAAGGCUUUUAUGUUAUGUCUUGUUAAUUGUAUGUGAAGAAUCAAGAAGAAAAACGUUGUUAAUGUAAAUACUGUUUUGUACAUAAUGUUAGCUGUAUAGAAUCAUAGGGAGACCCGGCUAUAGGACCGUGUAUUCUUUCUUUGACGCUCUGUGGAGGAGCCUUGCUGCGUUGUGGAUCCAAGAACAGAACAAUACAAGACUUUUAAAAAAAAAAAAAAAAAAAAAAAAAAAGAAAGAAAGAUAAUGCUUAUUAAAUGUGUUUUUUAUUGUGUAGCCCAAAUUUGGAUUCAUCCCCAUUUCAAAGCGGCAGUGUUCUAUGAUCAUGUUUAAGAUUUGGUUCCUUGUGUCUCUACCACCAGGCUGUGUUAUUUGUCCAUGUUGUUUACAUUUGCAAUAGACAUUUCCUAGCCCUUGUACACAUGAUGAUAAUGUUAGCUGUUAUUAUUUGUUUUCAUUUGUUUCAGAUUGUGUUUUUGUGAUAAUGUUGUCCAGAAAAUAUUAGUGUGCCACAAACAAAAGUUCUGCACACACAGCUACCUGAUCUGAGACACAAACACAAUAAUCCACCUCGCGCCAUCUUUACAUUACAUCAUCACACAUGCACAGUUUUGGAUCUUAUUAAACUUCUUAUUAGAAAACCCUUGUUUAUCUGUGUGAGAUACACUGGUGAACUACGCAGUCUCCUGAGAGAUGCAGGACAAAGUGUUCAGUUAGUGUCCUGGCAUUAGGUCGAGAGCUAAGUGUUUCAAUCAAUAUUUAAUAUCUCUGGUUUACCAGAACAACGACGCUUUCACUCCAAACGUUUCCAAAAACAUUGAUACGCUGAUGCUUUUAACAGAAUAGGUAUGGGCAAAUUUUGGAUCUAAUGGUGCUUUGCUAAAUGUUUAUUUGCUAACUGGAACAAAAGAAUAUAAUAAAACAUUUGCUGCAAUUACCAUGCCUUUAAUUGCUAGUGACCUCAGUUUUGUGCAGGUGUGGCAGAAGGGCGUGUGUGUGUCUGUAGAGUGACCGUUGGCUCACCAGUAAAGGAUUGUUACCUGAGGCUGCUGUUGUGAUGUUUUUUCUUUUGUUUGCAUUAACUUGCCCAGCUCUGUAAUGCGUGUUAUAUUUAUUAACUAUAGGAGUUUCUCAAAGUACACUCAAGUUCAGAUGUGCAAACAAUGCAGUGACAUCAUUUGCAUGCCGGCUUGUCCCAGGUGCUAUAAAAUAGCCUGUGUCACAUCCUGGUACUUUUGCUGUUACCAUUUGGUAUCAGUAUUUACCAAAUACAGUUUAAUGACCUGUUUAAGGCACUCUUACAUGUAAACAUUUUAUUUGUGUUUGUGAUUCUCCUUUAAAGACCGCAAGGUUUGACAGCCCUUUUUGUCUUUGUAAAACAGCAGCCCCUUGUGGGGAAAUUAAAGUAAUGCUGUGAAAUGUAACCUCAGCG
Polyodon spathula (Mississippi paddlefish) is the source of this 2007-nucleotide messenger RNA. Its product is annotated as TP53-regulated inhibitor of apoptosis 1-like. The coding region runs from base 251 to 475 and encodes 74 amino acids. The record is from RefSeq and is a predicted model, not a curated record. The transcript is spliced from 2 exons. NCBI's taxonomy places the organism in Eukaryota, Metazoa, Chordata, Actinopteri, Acipenseriformes, Polyodontidae.